AUGCUUUUCAUGAAGAACGCAGCAGGCAUUACUGAAACAGACGAGAUUGCUGGCUCCUCCAGUAAAGCUAAAUCAAGCAAACGCAACUCGAAAUUGUCUGGCUCAAACGAAACAGGAUCAGCUGACAUUCCAACAAUCAGAAAUGGGACUCAAUAUUCUGGGGCUCGAAGUUCCGUUUCACCCUAUCCAGUUACUUCCAACAAGAGUCGGAAGAGUCGAGGGGCUAAAUCUGGGAAAGAUGGCUCCAGCAGCAGGGAUACCAAUACAGACUUCGUCACUUGGGACUCCACCGAGUCCACCGGGUGGGCGCAGGAGGGCGACGAAGGGGAAGAUGACGAGGGGGAGGAGAGUACAAGAUCGGGGUCAUUUCAGACGGGGUCCGGGAGUGGCAGUGGAGCCCCCCUGGGAGGUGGAACUGUGCGGUCACGAAACUAUCGCACGUCUACUCCGAGUCUGAAAGCGUCCAAGUCUACGAAAACUACGAAGACUAUGACUAAAGUUCCAGAACCGAAACGGGAGAGUUUCACUCAGAUUGAGAAGGAGAUUAACACGGAGGAGAAAAUCAGUGGAGUGGACGACUCGGAUCUCCUGUCCUCCAAGAGCAAGAGUGUCCCCGAAAGACUAUCGGAGGAGUUGACUGGGUCCUACAAAACCACCACUUUCUACCAGAACGUGUAUUCGGAACUGACGGGCGACUUGGAGUUCUCUAAGCACUCCUCUGAUUCCUACUCAUCCGGAUCAGAAGAAGAAAUAGAGCCAGUACGACAAGUAGACUCGCGAGGGAUAGAAGAUGAAGAUGAAGUCUACGACUGCUGCGAAUUAUCUUGUAAAUGUUCAACUGACAGUGACGAAUAUAAAAACGAAAGCAAUUGGCAAUAUUACGAUAGUCGACCACUGGCAGAAAGCCGAACGAAAAGCGAAAGAAGAAGCUCUGGCCGACGAGUCACUUUUGCAACAUCAAAAAGUUCCAGCACCCAAACUAGUUCCGACCUGUCUUAUAACCGAUCAGCCGACUAUAAGUCAUCGCGAUACGACCCAAAACGAAGAAGCAAGGCCGAACAAACUUGCCCGUAUGACCCAGAAAGGUUGGAACGGAAUCCGAUUCUUGCUUCGAAAAUUGCCUCUGGUGACGACCCGGGAUGCAUGUGUGGGCGGAACGCAGAAACUAGACGGCCGAGCCAGUCGACGUAUCAGUCACAAAUGAAAGACAAGGAAUGCGGUUGUUCCUUUAACUAUGCGGAUAACCAGAGAAAAUCUAGAACAACUGGUCGAGGCGAUAAAAACGACGAAGGCGAAUGUUGCAUCGAAGCUCCAGAAACCGCUAAAGAAGCUCUCAAUGUUUUGUACAAGCUUUCCGACCUUGAGCUGGAAAUUCUAUCAAACAAGAUUCCUCAAAACGCAGAGACUAAGUUGCUCAAAGCGGCGAGUGAUUUGGAAAAACCAAAGAUCAAAGAGGUUCUCAAAUCGUCGGCAAAAUGGGAACCACCAUCGUUGGAAGAUAUGAAACGAACGGGAUCCCAGCUGCCUCAUUUAGAAAAACUAGACCUUUAUCAUGGCUUACACGUUAAGUUAGAUCGCGAUACUGUUUCAGAUGCGUUGUUAGACUUGAGUCCGCGAGAUCAAUUUUAUGCCUUAGGAAACGCAGGAGUUACUUCAAUUCCAAUUGAAAAUAUAAUUCGGGCAACCAAUAGCUUAGAGUUGCACGAGAUAGCGUACGUAAUUGAUAACUUGUCUUUUCUAGCUGUGGAAAAAUGGGCCAAAGAAACAUCACCUACUAAAAAAAGGGAUCUAGUGAAAGUCCUGCAAACGUGUCUGUGUGAUAAGGCGGGUAAAGGCGAUAGAUGCACGUGCUGUGCUCAAAGUGGCGCCUUAGGUUCCGGAAGGAGGGGGAGUUGCGAGACUUCAACUCAAACUGGAAACAAAAAAUCAGGAGGUUUCUGUUUUUGCGGAGGCAAUCUUCGAAGCUCUUCACCAAGAGAAGGUCAAUGCUACUGCGGUUUAAACAAGGGCAAUGAUGGUUGUUGUUACUGUAAAGCAUCGUCAAGGAGCCAAGUUCAAAGGACAACCCUUCAGGGAAGCCAAGACCGAAGGUCAACUUUUCAGGGAAGCCAAGACCGAAGGUCAACUUUUCAGGGAAGCCAAGACCGAAGGUCAACUUUUCAGGGAAGCCAAGACCGAAGGUCAACUUUUCAGGGAAGCCAAGACCGAAGGUCAACUUUUCAGGGAAGUCAAGACCGAAGGUCAACUUCUCAGGGAAGCCAAAAUAAAAGAGGAACUUUUAGAAGUAGAGUUCGACCUUCAGAGAACACGAUCUCGUUUGAUCGUAUUGAAGAAUCGCCCGAAGAAAACGAGGAAGAAGUCACUAAUGGAGUCGAAGAAAGCGAUUAUUUUGAAGAAGAGUCAGCUUUCAGUCCAUCGAAUUCCAGCUCCGUUGAAAUAACCAGACAAUCAGUUGAGAAUCGAAGAUCUGAAACUGAACCAAUGGAAAACCGAACAACUGUCAACCGAACAAUCAGCAGCCGCUCAUCAAAGAGCCGAAAAAGCGAGGGCCGAUUAUCUGAGUCUGAUUAUAGCACAAACCCUUUUGAAGUCCCUGACGAAGAUCGUAGAUCUCAGCGAAACAGCAUUCCAUACAAAGUGGUCAAAGAUUCAAAAACGCUCAGCGGACGGAACUCUCUGAACAAAAAUUCGAUGACAUUUGGAAGCUCGUUUUCUAAUGGCUCGGCAACUCUUCAAAACAGCGAAGACAAUCGCUCCCAAGUUUCUUCCAAACAACCAGAGGUGACAAUUUCCGAUUUCAAAGGCAACGCUGCUUCUUCGGUGGCUUCUAGUAGCUUCGACAGAGAAAGUUCUGUAAGCUCAAUCAACAGAACUUUCGAUGUGCCAAAAAAUUCGGAUAGAUCCAAUUCUUUGCAGCAUUCUGGUCAGCGUGUCGUUUCGUCUUCGGCUUGGAGCGGCAACAAAGACUCUUUUUCUAACUCUUACAGCGACGAAAUAUCUUCGCACAGCUCGGAAAGAGAGAGCAGUCUUAGUUCUGCCAACCGAACAUUCGAUGUUCCAAACACGACUGUAAAUUCAAACUCUAAAACAUCUGCUAAUCGACGAGAAAUUAAAUCUUCGGCUUGGGGAGGCAACACCGAUUCUGUUUCAAAUGGAAAAUCGGCAUCUCAAAACUUUGACCAUGAAAGCAGCGCAGGUUCAACAAGCCGAGUAUAUGAUAAACCUAAGACUUCAAUGAGUUCUGGGCCAAAUGAGUCAAACAAUCAGCGCAUAGUUUCAGCAUCGGCUUGGGGAGGAAAUACAACAGCAAGUUCAAACCGACAACAAUCUGGGACUCAAGAUUUAGACAACAUAAGCAAAGUUGGUUCUACGACUCGAACAAAGAAUAGUCAGAAGUCAACUAGCAAGUCGGAACAAAACGUUUCUGCUAAUCAGUCGGAACAAAACAAUUCUGCUAAUGAGUCGGAAAGAAACAUUUCUGCUAAUCAGUCGGAACAAAACAAUUCUGCUAGCAGGCGCGUCGUUGGGGCUUCUGAUUGGGACGGUAACACGGAUUCUUUUUCUUCUUCUAGCAAUGAAUAUGGAUCAGGGGGCUCUGUGCAGUUCAGUGAUGACGACAAUGGUAGCAGUUCAACUAGCAGAGCGGGUGAUCAGUCGAAUUCGGCAUCUGGCAAUCAGCGGAACGAUUCAACAACUGGACGUCGCGUAUCCGCAUCGGCCUGGAACGCCAGUUGA
Molecule: messenger RNA, 3735 nt
Organism: Symsagittifera roscoffensis
Lineage: Eukaryota; Metazoa; Xenacoelomorpha; Acoela; Convolutidae
Exons: 8
Coding region: 1-3735 (1244 amino acids)
Source: RefSeq, a predicted model, not a curated record